Molecule: messenger RNA, 643 nt
Organism: Calliphora vicina (urban bluebottle blowfly)
Lineage: Eukaryota; Metazoa; Arthropoda; Insecta; Diptera; Calliphoridae
Exons: 5
Coding region: 1-561 (186 amino acids)
Source: RefSeq, a predicted model, not a curated record
AUGUCAAACGAGCAUCCACAACACUCCAAAGGAAAACUAAAAUAUUUUCCUCAAGAAGUUACUUCCAAAUGUUCUAGCUGUGAAGAACUUUCAAAACAAUUCAACACGCUACUUGAAAUUCUAGCAGAACAUAAAGUUUUAUUAGACACAAUUGUGAAACAAAACCAAAUUACAUCAAAUCUUAUGGAAUUUUUCCCUAUCGAAUCUGAAGAAAAACUAAGAGAAUUUGAUGCUAUUUUGAAAACUCAUUCAGACCCAUACAUUCGACAAAUGAAAUCACUCCUUGCGGGUAAUGCAGAAAAAAACCUUCAUGAAAUAUUUGGCCAAAAUAUUAUCAUGAAUUUUAAUGUUGAUGGCUCUUUUGGCAAAAAGAGGUUGCGCGAAUACGCAAAUGUUUUUAAAGCCAAAAUAGAUGUAAUAUCAACUUUUAAUGAAAAUUCGGACAAAACAAUUAGAGCAGCAUUUCAGCGUCAAAAGAAAAAAUAUUUUAAACAAAUGGGUCGCAGCAAAACCAAAAAUAAUGAAAAUCGUGAAGACGACGAUUCUCCCAAAGAGGAUUAGUAAUUUUACCUAAUUUUAGUAAAACAAAAUUUUUAUGUUCCUUUAUAAAUAUUUUUAAGAGAGACUGAAUAAUAGUACCUUU